AUGAGUGAACCCUACCACCAACAUCACCCUACCCUGCACACCCCAGACCCCUACACCCUACCUUGCACACCCCACCCCCUACCCCCUUCCUUGCACACCCCACCCCCUACCCCCUACCUUGCACACCCCACCCCCUACCCAGCACACCCUACCCCUUACCUCUCAAACCCCACCCCCUACCCCCUACCUUGCAUACCCAACCACCUAUCCCCAACCCCCUGCCUUGCAUACCCCAACCUCUACCCCCUACUUUGCAACACACCCCCUACCCCCUACACCUUACCCCUUACCUUGCACACCCCACCCCCUACCCCCUUCCUUGCAUACCCAACCCCUACCCCCUGCCUUGCACACCCCACCCCCUACCUUGCAUACCACCACCCCCGCCUUGCACACCCCACCCCCUAUCCCCUACCUUGCACACCCCACCCCCUACCUUGCACACCCCACCCCCUACCCAGCACACCCUAUGCCCCUACCUUUCAUACCCCACCCCCUACCUUGCAUACCCCCACCCCCUGCCUUGCACACCCAACCCCCUACCUUGCAUACCCCCACCCCCUGCCUUGCACACCCAACCCCCUACCUUGCAUUCCCCCACCCCCUGACUUGCACCUCCCCACCCCCUACACCCUACCCUCACACCCCACCCCCUACCUUGCACACCCCACCCCCUAUCUUGCACACCCCUACCCCUACCCGGCACACCCUAUCCCCCUACCUUCCAUACCCCACCCCCUACCUUGCAUACCCCCGGCCCCUGCCUUGCACACCCCACCCCCUACCUUGCAUACCCCCAUCCCCUGCCUUGCACCCCCCACCCCCUACACGCUACCCUGCACACCCCAACCCCUACCCCCUACCUUGCACACCCCACCCCCUACCCAGCACACCCUAUCCCCCCUACCUUUCAUACCCCACCCCCUACCUUGCAUACCCCCACCCUCUGCCUUGCACACCCCAACCCUCUGCCUUGCACACCCCACCCCUACCUUGCACACCCCAUCCCCUAUCCAGAACACCCUACCCCCUACCUCUCAUACCCCACCCCCUACCCCCUACCCCCUACCCCCUACCUUGCAUACCCAACCCCCUAUCCGCCAGCCCCUGCUUUGCACACCCCCUACCCCCUACCUUGCAUACCCCAUCCCCUACCCCCUACUUUGCACUUUGGCAGCCUAG
Molecule: messenger RNA, 1182 nt
Organism: Haliotis rufescens (red abalone)
Lineage: Eukaryota; Metazoa; Mollusca; Gastropoda; Lepetellida; Haliotidae
Product: extensin-like
Exons: 1
Coding region: 1-1182 (393 amino acids)
Source: RefSeq, a predicted model, not a curated record